Molecule: messenger RNA, 2647 nt
Organism: Rhineura floridana
Lineage: Eukaryota; Metazoa; Chordata; Lepidosauria; Squamata; Rhineuridae
Gene: LNPK
Product: lunapark, ER junction formation factor
Exons: 13
Coding region: 630-1895 (421 amino acids)
Biological process (GO): endoplasmic reticulum tubular network organization
Cellular component (GO): endoplasmic reticulum tubular network
Source: RefSeq, a predicted model, not a curated record
AGAGCGCUACCCUUCUUCCAAGCCUAGCACAAAGGAUUUAUCUGUUUUAGCUUGGUUCCUCCGCUCGCUCAGAAUCAAGCUCCUGCUUUCGGUGGUCAGAAACAAAACUCCCUCCCAAAAGCAGCUUCAGUCUGGCCGCAGGAGCCGGGUGUGCAUUUUAAACAAAGAAACACACACACCCGUCGUUGACUAAAGGAACUGAAUACCUAAGGCAGGUUGCGCAUUACGACCGCUUCUAACCACAGAUAUUGGAAGAUGCCCGCCAGGAGGCGGGGCAGCGCUUGAAAGUAACGAAUGCCGGCCUAACUUGCCCUGUACCAAGAUGGCCGCGCUACACGCGACGCUGGUUUCCGCCACAAAUGAUCGUCUAUCUCGCCCGCCCGCCCUUUUCCAAGAUGGCCACCCUGCAUGCGUUGCCAGUGUCUGCGUAUUGUUCCUGGAAUUGAGAGACGUAGAGGAAGGUGGACGGAGUAGGCUUUGAAGCAAGAAGCCCCGUUCUCCUCCUCCGAGCAGGGAGCGGCGCGGCUAAAGUAAGGCGGGAAAAAGCCCCAGAGGGGCGAGGAAGCUGUGAAUUCCAUUACAAGAUUGGUUCUAAGUUACCAAAACGACCUGUCUCCACAUAUACAGAAAUGGGUGGAAUUGUUUCCAGAUGGCGGCAGGCAAAGUCUUCCACAAUAGAAGUGCUGGAAAAAAUUGAUAAGGAUAUUCAGGCACUUGAAGAAUUUAGAGAGAAAAACCAGAGGCAGCAGAAGCUAUGGGUUGGAAGGUUUCUCCUCUAUUCAUCUGUUCUCUACCUUAUUAGCUGUCUAAUUAUCUAUUUGUGGUAUCUGCCUGAUGAGUGGACAGCAAGAUUUGUCAUGACACUUCCACUUUUUGCAUUUCCACUGAUAGUUUGGUUCCUAAGAACACUCCUCAUUUUCUUCUUUUCUAAAAGAACAGAAAGAAACAAUGAAGCUUUAGAAGAUCUAAAAUCCCAGAAGAAAAAAAUACUUGAAGAAGUAAUGGAAAAAGAAACUUACAAGGCUGCUAAACUAAUCCUUGAAAGGUUUGAUUCGGAAGCCAAGAAGGCAAAGGAUGUUGAACCGCCAUCUGCUGGAGCAUCUGCAGUUCCAAGACCCGGCCAAGAACUUCGUCAUCGGACGCCAGUGCGAGGGAAUGUGUCACCCCCUCCCCCUGUUACACCAAAACAGGGAUCUCCAAAAGGACCAAGUCCAGUGCCUCCAACUCCUCGCUUGCCGAGAGAAAUUUCAGCACCUGGUGGACCUCCUGAGAGAACUCUUACAUCAGCCUUGCAGCCAAAUGUGUUACCAAGACAUCCUGGAUCCCGUGCCACUUCAGUGCCUGGAAUGGGUCUUCAUCCUCCAGGACCUCCGUUGGCAAGACCUAUUCUUCCUCGAGAGAGGGGAGUGUUGGAUAGAGUUGUUGAAUACUUAGUUGGAGAUGGUCCACAGAACAGAUACGCACUUAUAUGCCAGCAGUGUUUCUCACAUAAUGGAAUGGCUUUGAGGGAGGAAUUUGAAUAUAUUGCGUUUAGAUGUGCCUACUGCUUUUUCCUGAAUCCUGCAAGAAAAACGAGGCCACAAGCUCCACAACUUCCAGAUUUCAGUGCUGAAAAGAAGCAGCCCACAGAGAUGCAGAGCAUGACUGACUCUUUGCAGGUGGGGGAGGAAAAGCUAGAAGAGCAUCAAAUAGCUGAAGAACCUUUAGAAGAAGCUACCCAACCUACUGAGACAGAUCAGGAAGAUGACAAAGCUUUGACUAUUGAAGACCACUGUGAUGAAUUAGUUGGAGCGCCUGAUAGAGAGCAACCAGCAAGUGAAGCCAAAACUGCAACUACAGACUCCGAGUCUGCUGUCCCAGCUGACCAAAAACAAAAACCUCUAGCACAAGACUAAAGUGCCUAAUUAUUUUUAGCUAUAUUCUUUCAGCUGUUACUUUUCAGAUGGAUCGCUUUCAAAAGCUGAUUACAUCUUCACUCUCAUGAGCUCAGACUGCCACUCCACUUUAUGUUGAAGCUAUGUGUACUAUGAGUACUUUGUUGCAAGAGUGUAUGUGUUUGAUGAGCUAAAGCACUUCAGGAUGUACAAGUUAUGAAGUCUAACCCAAGCACAGACAUCCUUACUUUUUUUAUUUUGCAAAGACAACGUAAAAAUGCCUAAUGGAGUAUUUUACAUACAAGUGAUCUAAAAUACAGUAUUACAAGAGUGCUGUAAAUAACUAAAACAAUGUGUAAUUAAUUGUUGGUUUAGUAAACGUGGGUGGUGGGUUAUAUUUAGAUACUGAAUAAAGUUUGAAUAUCUAGAUGUUUACAGGAGAAAUGGUGCUUAGGUAUCUAUCAUAAGCAGUGUGAAAGUGUCAUUGCAAUUAAAACUUAAUCACUCCUAAUCCCUUUUUUCCCAUCUGAGAGAAUGCAAUUUUUGAAGGGGUCACUUCAAAGUAUAUCUCCUUUUUUGGCUAUAUGCAUAUAACAGAUGGGCUAACAGCGUGUGAAAUAGAAAGCUAGUUUGUGUUUACAUAAAGCGUAGGAGUAUCUGCACUUGAUUGUACUUGAAUACUGAGCAUUACUUAUACUUGUACAAUAAUGACAAUAUAGGUGAAUUUUGUGUAUUUUGUUAAAGGGAAAUAAAAGACUAUGUAGCAUUAUGUA